Molecule: messenger RNA, 4182 nt
Organism: Plodia interpunctella (Indianmeal moth)
Lineage: Eukaryota; Metazoa; Arthropoda; Insecta; Lepidoptera; Pyralidae
Exons: 12
Coding region: 71-2383 (770 amino acids)
Source: RefSeq, a predicted model, not a curated record
UUCUGUUUACGAGACGUUGUGCAUAGCAACGCACUCCAUUCAGUAAAGUUGCUUGUAAAUACGCGCAGUGAUGGAUGACGAAAAAUCCAAAGAAGAAUUGGAGGAUUGGAAAGUUUACGAGGCUCUCAGCAAAACUCCAACGGACGACAUGGAGGCCGAUGUUGCUAAUGACGUCGUCACUGCCUUGAGAAGUGAUCUUGCUGGUCUUCAAUACAAACGAGAUAAAUUAAUAUCUGAAAACACCGACCUAAAAAACCAAAUGCUUUCACGAGACCAAAGGAUAUUAGAACAGCAGGUGGAAAUCGACCACCUUCGCGAACAAAAUGCCAGGCAGAAUGCUAUCAUCUCAUCGCUCAGAAAGAAAAUCCAGGACCUGGAGGAGAUACAACGAAGUUUGCAAACGUCGCAAGGCAGGAGUGAGGUCACGGUACAAACGCUUCAACGAGACAAUCGCUAUUGCGAAGAAAAAAUCAAAGACUUAGAAAAAAAGCUUCGAUCUUUAGAGUUAGAAUGUCACAACGAAGAACAGCAGAAAGAAAAUGCCCGCUGCCAGUUCCACGACUUGGUGCGAAGACUCUCUGCAGCUUUGGAGUUUGAUUUUUGCGACACUACGCACAGUCAUUCCCCUGAAACUCUUAUCAUCAAGGCAGCUGAACUCGUUCAAGAAAUCACUAGACUAAAAAAUAAAUGCCUUAAUACAACUGAAAACUUGUCAACGGUAGAACAAGACUUGAGAAGUUGCAGGGAUGCCUUAGAAAGAUCAAAUUCCGAUAAAGAAAUGUUACAGCGUCAACUUUCAUCACAGAUAUUGGAUAUUGAAAGGCUCAAGCAAGAAAAAGAAUCCUUAGCUGUUUCCAAUAGGGUUUUGGAACGAGAAUUGCAUGAAGCAAGGGAAAAGUUAUCACAUUGCUCAAAAAAUCUUAAUGUGGUAACCGACAACGUCAAUCAGAAUGAAUCGAUAAUUAUACAAUUAAAAGAGGACCUAAGACACAGGGAAGAAAAAUAUCAAAGACUUCAGGCCGAGUUCCGUAACACAAUGGAAUCUCUUGCAAUCCUAUUGAGCCUGCCGACUCGGUUUGUUGAGGCUCAUGAGAGCACCAUCAAAGACAGAAUACGUGAACUAUUGAGUGAAAACAAAGAUAGGUCUGUGCAAAUCGAGGCGUUACGUGAUAAGCUGGGCUCGGAAUCGCAGCAACUGAGCAGGACAGCGCACUUGCACGACCAGGCCACCACGCGCGUGCGCAUACUCGAAGACGAGAGGAACAUGCUGGAAGCCAAGGUGCACAAGCUGGAGGCAGAGCUCAAUGCUAUGGAGCUCUCCAGGGACAACUUGAGGAAAGACAAAGCUAAUUUUGUAGCAUUCCUCGAGCGUCUGGGCAGAACGCUAAAUAUGGAUGAGUUGACACAGGACAUCGGCAUAGAAUUGCACACCGAGUCCAUUAUGCACCGCGCCGAGCAGCUAGCGAGACUGGAGAGCGAUAAAAUUGUUGACAAGAUGCUAUAUUACGGAUACUAUGGCACGCUGCCGAGACUGCGAAGAGAAAGGUCAUUCCAUGAUUUGCCUUAUCUCAAAGAAACUGCCGUAGUUUACCAACUACAACGUCGCAUAAGGAUACUAAGGGAACAAUUGCAAAGGAAAGAUCUACAUUUGGAUUUAUUACGACGCAAAUUAAGCAUUCAGGAAGAGAGUUCCCGGGUCCGCGCUGUGUUACAAGCAGAGAGGGACGAAGCAGUGGGGCGCAGCAAGAAACUCGCGCGCCAGUGUGACAAACUCGCGGUGCAGCUGAACGAUGUGCGCGCGCAGAUUCGGGAUCUCAACGCACAGCUAGCUGACGCAGCCGAAUAUAAGAUAACAUCUUUGGAACGCGCUCGUAAGAUCGAGGAAUUACAGAAGAAACUAGAAGAAGCAGAUUUAGUGCGAGUUCGUUACAAUCGGAAAGUCAAUGUUCUAAGAGAUCAGGUUCGGGCCACGGGAGAAACCUUCGAACAAGAACGAACCACUACGGAACACCAGAUUUCCAUGCUAAGAGACGAUUUAGCUAGAACCAAAGAGUCGUUGGUUGAAUGCCAGAGACGAGAAGCUCAACUACUAAGUUUCAGACAUUCGAUCGCGAAGCUACUGGGCAUCCUGGUACCAGCGUCAGUGUCGGACUUUGAGAUGGUGUCGCGUCUGCAGAAACUGAUCGACGCUCACCACGACUUCACUGUGGUGUCUAGACGCUAUGAUGACCCCACGCUGCUGCGCGCCUCCUCGCGAUCGCCGCCGCCUUCUAGAUGCCGAACUAGGACGCCUGAUCGGUCUCUGCGAUACGACGACUCGGGCUACGCGGACCCGGCGUUCGAGCCGGACGACGAGCUGUACAGGGCGCGCGCCGGCUUGUGACAGUCACGACGUCGCGCUCGCUUCUAGACCCGCGGCUUCUUAUCUACAGACCAACCAUCUUGACAGCAAAAGCGGCCAUUCAAUAGGGCUGUUUUUUAUUUUACCUAGCAAGCUAACAGGCCCACCUGAUGGGAAGAGACAAAGACCAAGAAAGCUGUAUAGACGACAAAUGAAAUAGAAAAUUUCCAUACAACUUCUCGGCCCAAUCCGACUGAUUAGUCGGUCAGAUAAGUACUACAAAGUAGUAGAUUGGACCGUGCAUGUGAUGGCAGACAAUAGACCUCGGCGUCAUGUCUCGUUCCUUCUUAUGCAUGAGUGUUUCUAAUAUAGACAUCUACUUGUAUGAGCGAAAUAGAAGAUGUGACGGGGUCUCUAGCUUUUCUGUCUGACAAGAUAAAUGGACGCCCAUAUCACCAGGGUUGUCACACGCGCGUUGGGUUGUCACUUAUUUGUGGCCUUUGGGUCUUUUUGCCACAGUGCCCUGUAAAUACACUGCCUUUCUCUCUCUUCAAACCGGAACACAACUGGACUGUUUGUUUGGUGGAUGAAAUAGAUGAGUGAGGUACAUGCAAACGACCUUUAUACCAAGGUCUACCUCUGGUAACACUAUAAGUAAUAUAAAUAGACUCUACUAUUAUCGAUGCUAGUGAAAACUUAGAGUACGAAAGUAAUUAGUAGACUGUAGAGAAGUUGGCGCUUACUGCUAAUGUAAGUGAAACUUUAUGUAGCCAUGUUGGCACGACGUCUAAAUUAUAAAAAAAAUAGUAAUCAGUCAUAAAAAAUACCUACAUCUCCAUGACAUCCUUAUACGCAACCAAUUAGUGUUUUAAUUAGUGUAUUUAUUUAAAUUUUUAUCCUUACAUUUUAUUUAAUAAUGUUAUAGCCACUGUGGCCAUUUAGAGUGAGACAUUAGUUGUAAACAAAUAUAUAAAUCAUCAUCAUAUAAUAUAAGAAAUAAAAUGUAAACAUCCAAAGAAAUGCCAGUUAAUAAAUCAUCGAUGGAAUGGUAAUAAUAAUAACUAAGAAUCUCGAUGUAGUUGUUAAGGCAAUUAUAAAUAUGUCGCACCAUUCACAAUGUUGAUUCUACAAGGCCCAUGUUACUAUUUUUAUUCGGUCCAAUGUACAAUGUUAGUAAAUGUUGGAUUAUUGACGUUUACUUCUAAAAUCACACAUUUAAUUGUCAAUGUAGCUAUUAUUUUAAAUAAGUGCAGAUAAUUUUUAUUUAUAUAUUUUUAUUUAGUUUUAUUUUUAAUUUAUUAUUAUAUUUUAUUUAUUAUUAUAGAAUAUUACAAAUGUAGUAUUUCUUGAAAUUGCCACUUACAUAUUUUUAUCUUUAUAGAUUUUAAUUAGCUAAUAUUUAAUGAUUGUUUGAAACACGAUGUUCCUAAGUUAAAUAGUUAAUUGCUUAUUUCUUGUUAAAAAGCAACAUGUUUCGUUAAUGUUCUGUCGUAAAUCUUUGUUUUAUUUUAAUUGUCUUCCCGAUAAAUUAUUAUUUUGUCAUUAUUGAACAUAUUUUUGAGAUUUAAUCUUAACUUAAAAUAUCUAAAUAUUAAAGUUAUAGUUGUAAUAAAAUGAAAUCAUUCAAUUUCACAUUACGUGUACUAGAUAAGUAUAUAUUAUUGACUUAAAAUAAACAUACUAAAUAUGUGUAUUUUUCUACCUUUACCCUGAAACCAAAUUAAGCAAUUCCUAAAGUACCAAAUCUUUUUUUUUUAGAUCUUGAAUGAAAUGGUAAAUUAAUAAACUGCAUAGUUAUAAAAUAAUUAAACCGUCUUUAUGUAUGUAUCUACAGAAAAAAA